AACAAUCCGCGCAGGCCAGAAUAUGGAGAUUCAGCUUUCUAUCUGAGAAAAGAUACCAAAAUACUUGUAAGUACAGCUUCUAAUUGCUUCAAGUUGUGUCCCUUCAUUGCUACUGUUCUGGCAUGUUGGGUUGUGCUCCAAUCGGCGUUUCCGGUAUAUUGGCAGAGAGCAAUUUUGCCUUACGAGGUCAUUCAUUUUCCAUUGAGGUUUAAAAGGAGAACUUCAAUUUGACAAGUGUCUCUCACCAUGCCGUCCAUCGACGAAGUGAUCCAACGGGCCAACCCCAAAAAGGUGUUCACAGGCGUGGCAUUACUGGUUCUCACUGCCUUCUAUUCCCCAAUCUUCGUGUUGACUUUGGCGCCUGUGUAUGGAUCCGCCCCGGCAAGCAUCUUCCAUAACUAUGGUGCGGCACUUACUGGCGCUGCCGGAUGGUUCCUGAAGGACAAGGUUCAGCGACUGACGAACCGACGAGCGGUCUAUUUACUUCCGGUGCUGGCGCUCUGGGUUCCUGCAGUUGAGUAUUUAUUGCUUCAGCAGAGCGCAGGGCUUGGGAAUCCAACUGGUCCUAUCAUCACGGGUCUGCUCAGCUACUAUCCGUUGGUGUUUCUCUCCGUUGCCUGCGCUGGCAAGCUUAUCCAGACUGGGUUGAGAUUGGAACAGGAGAGCGAUGUCCUCGCUGAACAUGUGCCUCUCCUCACGUCUUACGCCAUCUACUCCGCAGGAGAGCAUUUCGCGAACGCAUUCAUCGCCAAGUUCAUUGGCACGAUUUCGCUGUUCUCAACUGCCGGUCUGCAGCUUCUGGUUACGCUUGCGUAUGCGGCUGUCGUUCCAUCAAAGCUGUUGCUCCUGGCCAUUCCGUCGGUCCUUUUCUCGCUCACCUCCAAUGUGCACAUGCCUUUUGGCCACCCGACCAACGCAGUGAAUGCUGCUCUUCAGCAUGAAGGUUACGAAUUACUGACCCGACAAGACUCAACCACCGGUUACAUUUCCGUUCUAGAGAACUUCCAUGACGGCUUCCGCGUCAUGAGAUGUGAUCACAGCCUGCUUGGUGGACAAUGGACGCGGUCGCCACAGACUCAUGCAGCCCCGGUUCACGACCCUAUCUACGCGGUUUUUACCAUGUUGGAGUCUAUCCGUCUGAUUGAGACUGACCAUGGAGAGGCUCGAACGGAUGAGAACAGCAAGGCACUUGUCAUUGGACUCGGUGUUGGCACGCUCCCCGCUGCGUUGAUCAACCACGGUAUCGAAACCACAAUCGUGGAGAUUGACCCCGUCGUGCACAAGUUCGCCAGUCAGUACUUCGGCCUGCCUUCGAACCACAUCGCAGCUAUCGAAGAUGCUGCCGUUUUCGUGAAGCGCUCCCAAGUCUCCGAACCCGCCAAGUAUGAUUAUAUCAUCCACGACGUCUUCACAGGAGGUGCCGAACCCGUCGACCUCUUUACCAUUGAGUUCAUCCGCGGUCUGGCUGCCCUUCUCAAGCCAGACGGAGUAAUUGCCAUUAACUACGCCGGCGACCUCAACAUCUACCCCUCCGGUCUCGCCGUCCGCACCAUCCGCGCCGUCUUCCCAACUUGCCGCAUCUUCCGCGAAGAAGCCGCGCCCGAAUCCAACACCGACUUCACCAACAUGAUCAUCUUCUGCAAGAAGAGCUCCGCCACCCCCCUCACUUUCCGCGACCCCGUGCCCUCCGACUACCUGGGCAGCAACUUCCGCCGGUCUUACCUGGUUCCGAAGCAUGAGGUUGACGUGUCGAAGUUUGCGGACCAUCAUCACCAUGGUCGGCCGGUGUUGAUUGCGAAGGAGACGGGAAGGUUGCAUAAGUAUCAGGAUCGGAGUGCUUUGGAGCAUUGGGGUAUUAUGAGGGAUGUUGUUCCUGAUGCGGUUUGGGAGAAUUGGUAGUUCUUUGUUUACUGGGGGGUUAUCAUGGAUGAGGGGGGUUGGUAGCUGGUUGGGGUUUUGCUGUCUUUGCAUAACGAUAAGCAGGAUUUUGCUUGAUAUGUAGUUUGUAAUAUAGUUUGGCAUAAAUUGGAAAAUAUAUCUCAUUUGAGAAA
This is a messenger RNA of Aspergillus glaucus CBS 516.65, 2051 nucleotides long. RefSeq names its product spermidine synthase. The record is from RefSeq and is a predicted model, not a curated record. Lineage: Eukaryota; Fungi; Ascomycota; Eurotiomycetes; Eurotiales; Aspergillaceae. Bases 247 to 1899 code for a protein of 550 amino acids. The transcript is spliced from 4 exons.